CGAAACGGCUUAAGCAUCAGCAAGCCGGUCCCUCAUGAGGAGAAGUUUUUUGUUUCUUCCCUGACUGCCCGUGAGAAGCAACUGACGGGCAUGCUGGUCCAAGCAGGUCGUGACGGUGAUUGGUCCCGCGUGGUGCGACUUUGGCGAAAGUACUCAGGGAAUGAAGUUCCAGUCUACUGCGCAGCAAUGCAGGCGGCGUUCUAUUGCGGGCAAUUUGCGAGUGCUGCCAAGAUGUACAAGAAGCUGCGAGGCCUGCCUGGUGUCAAGCCCAACUCAGUGCUCGUGCACCGCGUGCUCAAAAUAUUUGGCAAGCUUGAGAAGCAAGACGAAGUGAACAACAUUUGGUCCGAGGCCGUGGCUGAAGGCCUGGUGGAUCGUCUGGUGGCUGCGGCGCGCAUUGAGGCAGCCGCAAGCAUGGGGGACAUAGAAGGGGCUGCUUCCGGGCUCGACUUCAUGAUCGAAAACGACCUCCAUCCUGAGGUUCCUGCCUUCAAUGCUGCCAUCAAUGCAUGCGCAAAGGCCAGUCCGCCCAGUCCGUCUGCUGCUGUGUUUAUCUACCAAAGUAUGCUCAAAAGAGGUUUGCAGCCAACGAUCGUAACGUUUACCAGCUUGGCGAGGGCACAUUUGCACGCACGAUGUGCUUCCCUUAAAACCGUACGCAGUUCAAUGAAUGAAUCCGGCAUGACGCCAGACAAGGUUUUCGCUGAAGCAUAUUUAGCAGCAAUCUUUGGAGGAAAUUUGGGUCCCGCAGAGCAGAUGUCACCCCAUGUGGCACAGAUGAGUACUGAGCGUCAACACGAACUUCACCAGGCAUUGAAGGCCUUCAAAGCCAGUAAGGCGAUGUCAGGAUUGUGCAACGAAGUUCACAAGGCAGUCCGACUGUGCCGCUCCAGAAACUAA
Molecule: messenger RNA, 900 nt
Organism: Symbiodinium pilosum
Lineage: Eukaryota; Dinophyceae; Suessiales; Symbiodiniaceae
Source: the annotation of a GenBank genome assembly